AUGCAAAUGGAAGUAUCAGCCAUGGAUUCUGCUACGACAAUUGAUCAAGUACCACAAAUCGAGGGUCACUGGACAUCCCAAGAGUGUGAAAUAAGGCCCGGACCAGAAUUUCUAUUGCGAAAUUAUAUUUUUUGGAAAAAUAAUACCUUUCGAUUACUCCAGCAUUAUUACGAAGAUGAAUCCUGUAUGAUACCAUUGUAUACAGUAAUCGCAAAAGGGGUUUUAACACCAAAAGAAUCCUCUUGGGUGAUACCGAGUGGUAUCGAUUAUGAUUAUUCACUAACAAAAGUCACUGUUAUACCACAUACAACUCAGGCGUCAGAAAAGUUAUCGAUUGAAAAAAAACACAAGUGUUCUCACUCGGGAAUUAAAAAAUCAUAUUUAAAUACACCAUGGAAACCUCAUUUAGAAUAUACACUUUAUAAUAAACACGAAGAAGAAUCUAAGAGCAGUCAUCAUCAUCAUCAUCAUCAUAAAAAAAAAUCUGUUAGAUUUAAAAGGAAAAAAGGUCACAAAUCAUUUAGUAGUUGUUUAUCAGCCAUGGGUUUUCAUUUUAACGAAUUAAUGCUUAUAAGAAGUCAAUGGGCAAGUGUUGAAGGAAAUAAAAGAAACAGAGAACUCCUCCUUGGUGAUAUACAUUCAAGAAAACAACAAGAUUAUAAACCAACAGCUUUUCAAGUUCCACUCCUUGAUUUAGAAAAUGCCAACGAUUGUGUUAAUUGUCAAAUAAUAGCAGAAGGAACGGAAAGAACUCCUCCUAUGCUACCAUCAAAACCUCACCUUUUACCAUUACCUCAUGGACAAUGGGUCAGUCGAAGAUGUGAAGUUAGACCCAUGGGAAUGUUUCUUGCAAGAAGAUUAAGUUUCGAUUCACGUGAUAGAACUUGGAUGUCCGAAUAUAAAUAUUUUUCAGAUCCAUUUUGUACGGAAUCUGUUUUUGCCGUUUAUUCUUCAGGAAGAUAUAAAAUAGGACCAACUCAUGGAAAGGAUAAAGCUUUAAAAAGAAAAAAAACUGGUACAAAUCUUGAUUUAAGAAUUGAAGAAGCUUCAUUGACAUUAUAUGAUCCAACAUUAAGAGAUACAUUUAAUGCUGAAGAAGAUUGUGGCAUUGGUUUGUGGAAUGUUGGAGUUGCCAAAGACCUUUCACCAACUUAUGGUUGUUCCAUACUUGGUAUUAGUCUACCAAGUACCGAAUAUGAUUUAAUUAAACUAGAAAUUGAUGGAAAAGGUACUCCAUUAUUGUAUUUGGGAUUUCAAGACACUGACGGAAAGAAAAGAAAUCAUAAUGAAAGACCAACAUCAUAUCAAGCUCCAUUAGCUCAAUGCAGCGUUUUUCCACAGCAAAAUAUAUUCAAUAAUAAUUUAGAAUCAUAUCCAAAUUCAGAAAUAUCAUCAAUUUCUUCUGCUUCUUUCUUCUCUUAUAAUUUGAUCACAUUAGUUUUGUUUUCUUAUUUCAAUUUGAUAUCUUUGUAA
Messenger RNA from Pediculus humanus corporis (human body louse), 1473 nucleotides. RefSeq lists its product as uncharacterized. Lineage: Eukaryota; Metazoa; Arthropoda; Insecta; Psocodea; Pediculidae. The coding region runs from base 1 to 1473 and encodes 490 amino acids. Gene Ontology annotation, molecular function: Wnt-protein binding. The transcript is spliced from 6 exons. Gene Ontology annotation, cellular component: plasma membrane. The record is from RefSeq and is a predicted model, not a curated record. Gene Ontology annotation, biological process: negative regulation of Wnt signaling pathway.